Cherax quadricarinatus is the source of this 16748-nucleotide messenger RNA. The record is from RefSeq and is a predicted model, not a curated record. NCBI's taxonomy places the organism in Eukaryota, Metazoa, Arthropoda, Malacostraca, Decapoda, Parastacidae.
UCGCGCGCGCGCACAACAGUAAACAGAGGCGGGCUGAUGGAGUUCCUGUUGAGAUGACAACGGUAAUGCUGUCUACUCAGGAACAGGGGGUGGAGGCCCUUGAAGCUGAACAUGUAUACAUUCUUAUGAAAAAAGAGUACCGUAUCUCUCGCAAUGUGCGGGCUGAAUGGUACCUCCGCAGGAUCAAUUCCAUCAUUUCUUUUCCAAGGAGGGAAACACUUAGAGACAAUGAAGAGGAGCUGGAGGUUGUGUCUGUUAUACCUGUGGAUAUACCAGCGGAGUGGGAUUAUGACACGUCGCACUUGUACAAGUAUCGCAUCACUCAGCGCACAACACUUCACUUCCUUUCCAGGAAGUACAGACAGGUGUUCUGCUUGGACCUGUCUCCCUCAACUUCAGUUGUUGAUGUUACAAAGGCCAGCGUUGUGCUAGAGGAAGUUUUUUCCACUUUACGACAAUGUCUAAAAGGCAUAGUUAGGCCAUUCUAUGUACCAGGGAGCCAGCUGCUUUUCCAACCUGAAGUGUACCUCACAAUAAUUGCUCACACUCCAUUCUUCAAGUCGCAGUCUCAACAAGUCUUGGUCCAAGGCUGGCUCCUCAUGGUGCACAACUUAGAUGAAUUUCUCGACAGCAUACAAGUUAAGCUUACCAAGCUUGAGGCUCAGCUGGCAGAGGCCACAGCCCAGACGUAUGGUCAGAUGGACAUUACUCGUGAAAAAUGUGAUUUUGCCCAAGAGAAAACAAGAGAGGAGGCUAUAUUGCUGGGACCCACCACAUUAACCAACCCAAUGGUCUCUCCUGAUAUUGGUUUUGUUGACAUGCUCAGAUAUGGCAUUGUUGCACUGCAGUUACUACCAGAGAAUAGCAGUGCAGGUAUUGUGGUGAUCACAGAUGGUGUAAUAAGCUUACCAGAUGCUACAGUGUUUGACUCUCUGCUGGUGCAGCUUAGGAAUCAAACCAUUGCUUGCAGCUUCCUUCAGCUGGGAUCUGUUUACCAUCCCCAGGCCUCUCUAGGCUAUGUCCCAUUCUCAGAACUCAUGAACUUUCUAGCUACAGCUACAUGUGGAGCCUAUUUGGCCACCUUGCCACCUAUUGGAGAUGACUAUGUUUAUGACAUGAAUGACUACCACAAGUCUCUGCUGUCUUGGGGCUUCCAGAAAUUUAUGUAUGGCCUUUGCCCAGAUAAUGGAAAUUAUGGAAUGAAUGGAUUUUACAGCCUACUGCCAGUAGCUCAAGAAGCUACAGAGCUAAUGAGGAAGAAGGAAAGAGAGAAUCAGCUAAACUUAGCUCUUAAUGCUCUGUUGUCAUGCCGGCUAAGAGAAGGCUAUGCAAUCAAGAAGGUUACCAUUGUUGAUGACCAGAUACAGCUGGUGCUUGUUUUACCCUGGAAAUAUUCAAUUUUUAUUGAAUAUCACAUCAGAUCAGCUUGGCCUCCUACACAAUCGGUUGUAAACACUGAAGUUUGGAUUGAGGCAACCUAUGAGUUUCUCAACGAUGUGACGAGUGAUGUGCAUCGUCAUUUCCGCUCCAAAUAUCGUCAGAGCAUGGUAGCCAAGUAUUGGAGCACACUUCAACACCUUCGUGACACUGAUAUGCUUUUAGUUGGACUUCAGUCCUUUGCAUCUAAUCCUGCAUACUUUACCAUACCCGACUGCAUCAAGAGAGGCCAUCCUGUCUUCUAUCGCAAUUCUGGACAAAUCAAUUCCAUAUCUGAUGCUACUAGUGACCAGUUCCCACAAUUCACGACCUUCUGGAAGCCAGUGUGUAUGUUGGAUACCAAUAUCUGGCAGAAGUGGAUGCACACACAUCGUAUUGGCAUCAUAUUAGAGCACGAUCAUCCACUUCCCAAGAACCUCCAUGUUACAAACACAAGUGGAAGGUAUGGAAUUGUACAUUGUCGACAGGCUGAGUCAGCUCUCACAGCGCUGCUGGCAGAAUGGUGUGACUUCAUACUAAUAGAAAAUGACUCUUAUAUCAAGUUUUUGUAUAGGGAAUGCGAUAAAGAAAAGACACCGGUAUCAUUCUUUGUGGUGCGAAUCACUUCUAAGCCUCCACCAUGUCUAGUUAUUAGGUUGGCUUUUCUUGGUGGAACACCUGGACACAUUAGGAAUCAGUUGGUGGGUCAUAUCCGGGAGAAGAUUCAAGGACUUACCUUUCCAUCACGCAUGGGGCUUACUGAACGCAGCAAAUCUUUACCUCCAGCCAGACAACAGUCACAGGACAAAUUGGGAGAUGACAUGUCUAUAUCAGCAUCAAGUGACUUGAGACCGACGGGGGUACGUCCGAUUCUCACUAGAGUAGCUUCCAACAUUCCAUGUUGUGUCAUCACCCACAAACCAGUUGAGAAGAUUCUUAUAUGGUAUGACAAGAUGCCCAGUAACCUGUUGAGCAUUGUUCCUGAAACACCAAUCAGCUCAUCCAGUAAGUCUGUGUACUUAAAGGUGGGUACAACAAAGUCGGCCACUCAUAACAUGGCCCUCCUCUCUCGUUACCUGCAUCAUCGACGGUGGAUCUGGGCAGUGCAGGCUCCUAGUGCUCCAGCUGUCUCUCUCAAUUCUGUUGCAAGAAUUCUCAACACUCUAUCAAGAAUAAGACUCCAAGAAGGCUUCAGCUAUGCAUAUUCUUGUAAUGGAAUUGUAACAAUGGUCCGAGAGUUUGACAUGAAGUUGGAGCUGAGUGAAAGUGAAGGUGAACGUCUGCUGGAAUCAUGCUCUCAAGGAGGACUGGCUACCUUUCCCUGUGUUGCUCAGUAUGUGAUCUUCCCACCGCAUAUAUCAAACUGCAGUAGAGAUAGUAUUGUUGAUGAGGACUGGGAGGAAGGGGACAGUGUGGAAGCUGAUGGAGAGAUACAGAUAGUUACUGAGUGUUGGGUGGAACCACAGAAUGGUGUUGUUACCUCUCCCUCACCUCAGGCGGUCCAUCUCCAUAACUGUAACUACCGGCAGCUGGCACAGGCGUUCUUCCCAGUGGACCAAAAAUGCAUAUGGGGCUUACUGACGGUGGAACACCUGCUGUUGAUGUGCCAGGGCAGCAGCAGCAGCAGCAGCAACAGCAUUGGAGGCUUGGAGGCCCGUGCUGCAGCUGAGGCGCAAUCUGCCUCAGAGGUCAAAAUUGAUCCUUCCCUACGCAUUGCUCAAGUUCCAUUUUCCUUUGACCUUAUCAGACUCCUGCCCAUGUGUCAGCAGGUUGAAUUGCUGGUCUCCACUUAUAUACAAGAUUUAUAUAGUAGCCUGGUGAAGAGAGUAACAUUUGGGUGUGAGUCUUCUGUGGACGAGGCCAACCAGAUCCUGUACAACUUGCUCUUAGAUCAUCUUUGUCAGCUACAUCAGAACAAAGAGUUUCACCUGAGUGCCGCUGACAUGCAGGCUCUGCCCACGGUGCUUCAGGAGCGCCAGCGUCCUCCUAGUGCCAAAGACUCACCAUUUACCAACACCACCAUUAAUAAAAUGAGUGAUCCUCCCAAGUGGCGGUGUUUCCUGAAGGGCGUGUCCAGCAACCAUCUCCUCAUUACUCUUCUUCCAGCUUCUUAUUACGAUCUCAAGAUGCUCUUAGUCAAACGUGCCAAUAUAACCGAGACCAACAACAUGGCUCUUAAGCUUCUGCCAAAUUCUCUAAACUUUUUGGACUUUGACACUGAGACUAAUACAACUGACCAGCCAGCAGCUGGCCUCAUGUCAGAGCAGCAGAUAUCUUUCGAAAGCAGCACAUCGUCGCUGACACACAUGACAUCUCCUAGUCUGCCUCCACCCACACCUACCAACUUCAGAUCUGCUACUGUGUCAGUUGAUGAGGUUGGUGAACCUACUUCAUCCAGAAUUCGCUAUAAAUCUGGUCCAGUUUUUCAAACAAAUUCGCAUCACGUUCAGUCAGUAUUUUCUGAUUCACUGCUGCGAGAAAGAGCCAGUUCUUUCCAUGUAAGUCGAGAGCGAUGUAGUUCUUUUGGACAAGGAGCCGGAGCUGCAGAAAGGAACCGCACUGGUUCUGUUGAUUCACCUACCAAAGAACCGCAGUGUGAUGUCCCUAAAGUCUUGUCUCCAAAUGAGCACAUAAGGAAAACAUACAUUUCGAUGCCAUCUAAAUCGUAUUCUGGUGGGUUUGAUCCUGCAGUUACAAGCAUGUCAGUGGAAGCUCUGAAGACUGAAGAGAGCUUCGUGCCGAUGCAUUUACAAGCUGCUGCAGCUGCAGGAGACGUAGAUCCUGCCAGCAGAGUUUCCAACCUUGAUGAAAGCACAACCAUUGCCAAUCCACCACCUUGGCACAAACCUCUGUAUGGUGCUGUUACUUUACCUAUCUAUGUUUACGACUGCAAACUGAGCAGCAUCACCACUCAGCUGAUCAACUGCAAUAAUCGUUCUAGUGUUGUAGGGAAGGACAUUUACAUAGACUCCACCUCCAAGUUAGAGUGUGACAUAAUAGAGGAUACAGUACCUCUGAAGGAUGAUUCCAUCCCCCCUCCUGCUGCAACUUUUCAGGAAGAUCCCAAACAACCCAGUCCUGAACCUCGCUCAGAAGAAUCUGACGUUGGAGAUUACAGUUGUGUGCGCGGUCAUGUAGAAGCACUGGAAGUGUUGUACCUGCGGAGCUUUGUGUUGGGUGUGUUCCAAGCUCUGCAGAGAGACCUAACUGUCCACUGCCAGGACAUGCAGGCUGCUCUCGACCUCUGCUCUGAGUCCGUCAUGGAGAUUGAAGUUACUGACUUUCUGCAGACUAUUUGUGGUCACCUCCGAGACUUUCGCUUGCGCAUCGACCUGGAGCAUAUGCAUCAGUGUCGACCAGAGGCUGGUGUUGCCAGGCCGGGCCCACCACACCAAGCAACAGUCACAGAAAAGCAGGAGAAGAAAGAGCCAUCAGGAGAUGUGAGUGAUGUACCUGUGACAGCAAAAAACAUGAGUGGUGCUGGUGCUAGCAACAGCAGCAACAACAGGUUCCCACUUUCCUUGCUCAAACUGCACCAUCCCUGCCGCGACCUACAGCAGCUUCAUUCUAGCAUUCGAGAGCGCUUCUUGACCAUCCUACAGGAGUCUUUCCACCCUGUUCCCUCCCUUCCUGACUAUUACUUUUUCUCACCUCAGACACUUCGUCGAUCCAGUGAGGGGACACCAGUGGGAGAUUUCAUCUAUAUGUCGUCCCGGGAGCUGGAACAGUGGGAAAAGAAUCUGCUCGACCUGCCAAGACCUCGAAAGUUGCGAAGGGUAUCUGUAAGCAAGAAAUCAGAUGUGUUUACUGAAGGUGAAGAAGAUCUCAAUGAUGAAAACACAGUUAAUGGUGGUGAGGAUGAUGAUGAGGAGGACCAUGAUAAGAGCAUUGAGUUCCGAUCAGAAAUUGGCAGUACAGUAUAUCACCGCCUUCAUAGUCAACUAACAGCCUUCGAGGGAGAUGAAGACAAAACAUCAGUGAUCAGUGAACGUGAUGAAGACUUAAGCACACUCCCUGAUAAUAUGGACCUAGCAGAUGGCCCCAUCCCUCCUCUCUUCCUUCAUUUUACUUGUACUGUUCGAGUUGCUGGUCAUGUACAGUCUACUAUAUCUGUGAAGACACUACCCACAUGUCUCGAUGAAAUUGUGGAUUCACUGAGGGGCAGCGAAGUGGAUCUUUCCCUGGUCAGUGUGACACUGGAUGUCUUGUGUAUGACACUGCCUCCUACCUUAGCCACCAAGACAACGGGAGAGUCGCUCACGUUCAUGACUGACUCAAGAUCGGCUCGCACGACCAGCUUUUGCUCUAUAUCAUCAUUGCACCCAAAACGAGCAAGGUCCAUAUCAGAGUCUACCUGUGCUUCAUUAUCAGAUAUGGAUGAAUCGUACCUGGAAAAUGAAGACCAACUUGGUCACCUUCCCAAUUACCAGCAUCAAGCCAUCGUAUCUACUGUUGACGAGAUAAAGUGGCUUUUACGUGAUGAAAUAUCAUCGGCCAUGCUACACAUGUAUCCUUUAACUGAGCAGACACUGGAUAUGGUCGCCACCCAUGUGGAGAGUUCACGACAAGCUCGCAACUGUAUCUCUGAGUCCAUCCCCCUCAACUUUGUCUGUGGCAUGGAACAAAGCAGAGACAAAUUUAUGCAAGAGUUCGGACGUUUGAGUGUGAGUGGUCAUCAUCUUAAGCAAGAGGGCUCACUAUAUUAUGUAGUGCAAGAUAAAACUCAAAUAAGGAGGAGACAUUUAUCAUCGCUGGUACCACCUCUUGCCAUCAAAAACCAGUUUCUCAUUGUCAGACCUCAGCCCCAUGCUGACGACACUGCCCAGUUACGGCAGAUGGAUUUCGGUUGCCAGACCAGCAAAGUGAGUCUCUCUUCACCUGAUGCUCUUUUAAGUCCUCCUAGCAGGCUUCAGGCUGCAAGAGUUUCAUUUGAUACUGAAAGACAUAUUCCAGAGGGUGAAGGUGAAAGCAAUUCUCAAAGAGCAGAAGGAUCAGAAAAGGAGAAGUGGGUUCGACGUCGUGAGCGGAAGGAAAGAAGAGAUUCUGAGAGACGAGGUUCUAUCAAUACAUCAGACUCUGAUACUGGUAAGUCUUUAUUUAUUUUUUUUUUUUUUAACAUGCUGGCCAUCUCCCAGAGAGUCAGGGUGACCCGAAAAAGAGACACUUUCAUCGUCAUUCACACUAUCUCUGUCUUGCCAGAGGCACACAGAUAUAACAGUUCAGAUGUUCCUCUCAACAAUUCAAUUGCUAACAUUGCUGAAGACAAAACUGUUGAAGCAGAGGAAACAUUUGUAAAUCAGUUAACACAUGCAUCUGAUUUGUCAGAAAAUUUAUCUGCCACAGUUGAAAGAAGUGAUAUGAGCCUUGAUCAGGAUGGUUCUAAUAAUGAUACACAAACACUGAAACCUUGUGAAGAGACAGCUCAUUCUGACCUAUGUGGCUCGGAAAGUCUGCCUCGUCCUCCGGUGCCUGCUGAAGUGAUGAGAAAAUCAGCAAGUACUGACAACUUUGCACCAUGUAAUACUGAAGCCUCUGUUGAACAUCUGAAAACUUCACAUACCUCUGCUGUGAACCCAAGUGGGAGUUGUGGCUUGUGGGCAGAAUUUAUAAAGAGUCGUCACAAUUCAUCAGAACUCAUGAAGAGCCGUAACAACUCUGGAACAAAUGCUGAUCUGUUAAAAAGCAGACAUAAUUCAGGAACUGGAGGAGACAUUCUGAAAAGUCGUCAUAACUCGGGCACUGGAUCUGUUCCUGGUGGUCCAUAUUCUGAUGUGUCAAGUUUGUUGGAGUCUGGUCAGACGACAGAGGAUGGCUGUGAGGGGGACAUCAGUGACUCAGAUAACGAUUGCUGUGAUUGGCUGCAAGACUUUGAGUCAGUCCGGCCUUUCUUACCAGUGUUUUGGCUGAUUUUACGAGUCUCCAAUGAUAGUGUUGACACUUACUUCCACUGCAGAACUGAAUCAGAAAUGGCUCGGUGCCGUGAAGUUCAGACAGAGGUGGUACGCUCUGUGCGAUCUCUUGUGAAGCUUGUGAACCAAACACUGCUUCUUCAAGACCUGCACAACACUCGCAUGUGCAAUCAUCUCUUGGAACCUGAAACUUCUGAUGACAUUUGGCGCCAUGAAGAUACAAAGGGGAAGAGUGUCGACGAUAGUGACCCUGAAUACCGAGGCUAUUUAGAAGCUGCCUUCAAGUUCAAAGCUGGAGCCUUUGCCUGCAGGGUUGUGUGGGAAACCAAAUUUGAGCUUCAUCCCAAAGUGAAAUUAUGUGCUGGAAAGGUGGGCAGCAAGGGUAUUCAGGCACUCCGCACCAUACUUAACCCAUUCUCUGUCAAUAAUCGCAAGAACAUGUUUGUCUAUGAAGACAGCUCUGGCAAUGGCUCCAAUGUGUUUUAUCUAAGGUUGAAGGAGCUGCAGUCGACGUCAGUAUCACCACAAGUUGAGGGACGACGUGAUGAGAGCGUGUUGUCCCGCAGUGCCUCCGUGGUGUCGUUGGGUAAACGAGGAAGUAGGGAGGAUGAUCCUAUGAAUCUUAAGACUGUCUGUACAUCUCAGCAUCAUGAGCUACGACCUCGUGUGAGUUCCUUUGGAGAGAAGGAUGUGAUAAUGGAGGGAGUACCAUCAGCACCAGCACAACGCAAGCGCAACCAUUAUAUAAUCCUAACUGUGCAUGGCAUUGCUGAACCAGGUCCAGCAAUCAAGGAGGAAUUAGUGAGGAUGUUACAGAACCGUCUGGAUGAAGCUGUGGUUGAAGCUAUUUGCCUGAUGCUCUGGAGUAACCCACAACAUAAACUCACGCCCGAGGAUGUUCAUUUUAUUCAGCCACCUUAUCAGUCACCAAAAACUGUCCUCAGGUUUACUGUGAAUGCCCACGCACUUCCAUUCUUGCAAGCUGUGGGAUACUAUCUCCGUCAAAACAUGCUCUCCUGUGGCUUUAUUCACCCUAAGUUUGCUGAUAAUUGUCCAGAAUAUCAUUUUCAGGACUUCUCAGCUACAGAUCAAGAUCUUAGUAGUGAGCCAAAUAUCUUCUUGUUUGUGCGGCCUAGAAAGUCUGCAGCCAAGGGUAUAGCUUGUAUAGCCUUUUCUCUAGUGGAUGGCAGUGGCUGCACUGUACAGCAUGUCAGUUGUCCACGACCAUCUCAGCAGGCACACCAGGAAGUAUUUUUGAAACAGGAUUUUGAAGCUCUCACACACACACAAGAGUACCAACCCAGUCCAACAAAAAGUCCAGGACCAAUGGCAAUGCUUCAGUUUAAAGUGUGGGAGAGCGGACGCGUCGACCUGGAUGAAGUACGUCGCUAUCUGUUGGACUCCACCCGUCACGCUCUCUGGGAUGUCAACACAGAAUAUCGUCUGUUAACAGCUCCUGUUACUGUGUCUCAGGGAGGACAACAACACACAACUCCUGCAUCUGAGCCAAGCACUCCUAAAAAAGAAACACGAGGUGCAGCACUGAGAUCAGUGAGUUUGCUGGAGACCGGGACUCAGCCUGCAGAAGACCGCAUGCGCUCGGUCUCCGUCUCGGGUGUACCUCCACAUGUAUGUCUCCCACGAAUGGCAAACAAACUUGGGAGUAAGAGAGUGGUGCGUGCCGGUGAUGGUCGAGGAGACAGCCAGAGAGAGCGAGCUCCCUCACCCCUCACACUAGUUCAGGCAAGACUGCGCCUCAUGUCUAACUCUGUGCCUGACCUGAAGUUACGAGGUCGCAGGGCAUCAUUACAAUCUCCCUGCGACGCUACAACUGCGGGUGAUGGUGCAACAACCAGUAGUGGUCAUUCCCCAUUGAAGGUACGACACAGCGUUGACCUUGGCGUGGAACGUAACAAACUUCUGAACGAAGAUGGAAAUGCAGCUUCACUCGAGAGUCAACCAUGGGAUUACAUCACAGGCUCAUCUUUUACUCUUCAUCCUAUAUUCCACGGUCUCAUGUUGGAUUGGUUGGAGUAUGCCUCAGUGCUGGAUGAGAAGGGUGAACAUGCAGUGCGGAGAGAACUUGGAGAGAAGGGAGGAGAGCAUGCAGUUAAGAAGCACACUGUUCUUAUUACUACAAGACAUGCAGUACCUAUCUUUAUAAGUGAACUGCAAAAGUGGGUGUCACAGAAUUCUAGUGACACCUCCAUCAAGAUAUUUGAGGAGUCUGUGAGUGAGGGAGAGGAAACACCAGCUUACAAGUUUGUGGAGCCUGGCAAGAUUGCACAAGUGCUGAAAUGUGACCCUAAGGGAGGCUACAUAAACAACAACUUCAUAAUCAUUGGUCGUAACAAGCAGCUAUGGUGGGCUACGCUCUUUGAAGAAAACUUUAAUGAUUACUACAUAAACAUGAUAACAUCCAGCAAGAAUAGUCAGCGGUAUCAUCCAUUAGUUGUGUCACCAAGAGGCCGCUGUGUAAGUGGAGGGGAAGCAUCAUACUCCAGACUAGAGAACACAGGAACCACAAGUGGAGUGAGCACACCCAGCACUGUGCAGCCACCCUCAUCCAUACCUGUUAGUGGUAAUGCUAUAUCCUCAGCUAUAGCCAUUUCUUCUCCUGUGACUGUACCUUCAACACCAACCAGCCUGUCAAGUGUUGUGGGUCCACUCUGGCCUUACGAGACUUCCGAUGUGUUGUUCAUUCCUCGUCAGAAGCUCCUCUUAGCAACGCUACAUGGCCUGGAGCUUGUUAUUUACACUUACAAUUGGACUAAAGAACAGUGUGACAAUCUUCACUCAGCUAUGACACGUUUGGGUCACUGGUCAACUGCUGGUAAUUCCCUGCUGUCAACUAUAGUCUUGCAGAAGAUGGGACUCUUCCACAACCAACCAUUUGUGCGCAAGACCUCACUUAAAAAAGAAGAGGAUAACAAUCCUUACAUGGGAAGUCCUGCAUAUGUCCAUGGAUUAAUAAAAUUUCAAGCUCCAGGAAGAGAUUUACCAAUGAACCCAGAGCGAGGCAACAGAAGGGCUCAGGGUUUGUUGGCAGUACCCAGCCUAACUGACAUCUAUAGAGACAGCAGACUUCCAGGAUCUCUUAAAAUUUCUCAGUAUGGAAGUAUGAAGGAUUUGGUACUACGCCAUGGCAACCAGAUGACUGAUAUGAGGCAUCUCAUUCUACAAAAAGAAACUCAACGUAAAGUGCUAUUAAAGACCUUAGUGCAAACACAUGGACACUCCAGUCCAGUCUUCAAUGACAAGAUUUUGGCUCUGUAUAAGCAGAAUGCACGCAUUGUACACUUCUGCUACACUCCUCUUCUGUUUCUGCCAAGGUGGCGAUGGCAAGUGGCAGCUGCUAGGGAUCACAGCUUGGCUGAUCCUAAUUCACUCACUGAUAAAACUGUCAACUUUGGCAUGAAGACUCCUGAACCUCGUUCUCGUCAUGAUUCUGGCAGUUCUACAAAAGGUGUCAGUGCUAGUGGCCCUACUGAUCUUCGGCGCUCACUGUCACUCAAGUCUAACCUGCCCAGCCCUAUUCAACGUCGGCGCCACGUGACAGGUGGAGACGAGAAGUGGCACGACGCACUCUGCUCUAACUACCUUAAGGAAUAUAUCCAGUAUUUGCAGAGCUUAGGGUUUCUUACACUAAAUGUGACAUGCGCACCCCAGCAACAUGGGCGCAACAUUGGGCGAGAGGCAGAAAGUCGAGGUUUCCGAGUGAAGGAAGUGCGAUUUAGUGAGAAAGUCACUAAGGAUCCCACUUAUUUACUGAAGAAUGUCUUGGGUGGUACAAUUCUGUUGGAGAUAAGCUUCUUAGAGCCUUACUUCUUUGCUAAGAUAUAUGUGUUAGAGUCAUGUAGGCUGGAGGGAAAGAAGCUAUCAUCACAGAUUGAAGCUGUAUCAGAAGUGUUAGUAGGAGGGGCACUGGCAGCUAUGUCGCCCUCUCCACACACUGCCGCACCACCUAUCUUUCCCGAGGGCUGUCCUCCUGACCAGAUGGACGACAAAUUUGCCAUCAAUUCCUUUCUGGAUAAAGUUGAUGACAUAAAAGUGCUGCUUCAUAUGCAUUCCUUCACAUUUGACUUCCACCUGAGAGCUCUGUGUGCAUACGUUGCUGACCGUCAACUUCUCUUUACUCCCGGCUAUCAUCUGUCAUCGUGUCUGUCAGACUUUAUCAAGUACUACAAUAAAGGACCAAACUUUGCCAGAAAUCUGAUUCACUCAGGUAAACUGACAAUAGAAGACACAGGAACUCCAGGGGAACAAUUAUACAAUUACCUGCUGGCACGUGAGAAGCAGUAUCGCAUGAGAGUGUUACGUAUGACUCCCGUCAUCCACGAUCCUGAUGCUGUCAUGCAGUAUACAGAGUUCAUUCUGGUUCACACCAAAACUUGCCGUGUGCACUACAAAGAUGCCAACGACCAGCGAGUAUCAGACGAGUAUGAUGUUACCUUGCUGGUCUCUCACAACACCAAUGCUGAGGACCGCUCCGAUGAGCGUCCAAACGUCUUGCAUCUCAAUUACUACGUCAUCUUGACCAGCACUCGGGAGAUGUACCCGAAUCGUAUUCUGGAGAAAAAGAUGGGACGGUUUCGCACUGUCUCGAUUGCACCUUCCCUAGGAAAGCGCUGGACUCCAUAUUCAACCUAUGCAGAAGAGAGUGAUCAGAGUGGUUCAGUCACCCCUCCUUCUGCAACGGCUGUGUCUGCUGCUACUGAAGAUGAGGCUACCCAAGCUGCCUCAACUGCAGUUGGUCUCCCACCCCCUCUCAAGUCAUAUAUUGGCAUUAGAUCAGAGAGCGUAAACUACCUUGGGUACUACACACAGUAUGAAGAGACCAUGCAGAGGACACUGGAGGCUCAGGCAGAGGAUGCAAGAUCUCGUAUCCAUCACAUCUUCAACCAGGCUAAGAUUCAUUGCAGGCGGGACUUACUGUGGCAGCGCUUGACAGCCAGCCUUCGAGAAGAUGAGAGACAAAAGUUACCCAGAGAACAGAUACUUAGUGGUUUAAGCUUCAGUGAGCUAAGUGAACUGUUGAGCAUGGUGAGUGUUGAGCCUCUGAGUGCAGUCGACCCACAACUCUUACCCCUCCUGUCUAAACCUCUGCAGUGGUACCAAGGUCUGACCAGGGUCUUACAGUCCAAGUACCAGGAGCGCCACAGGAGUUUAACAUCUAAUGACGGUAACAUUCAGCAUGUGGUGGUGCUAAGCUCGACGUGUUCUGAUGCCUUUAUGAUGCUCUCUAUAAAUCUCCAUCAUCAGAAAGCAGAACUAUGCUGUGUAUACAAGCAACUGAAGGGUGAGGGGUCAUCACGAGCAUCCAUAGACUGUCGUAUUCAAGGUCUUAUACAAGACUUCGUCAAUGCCUGUUGUUUCCACCUGUGGUGCGGCCUUCUGUAAUUCUGCAACUUGCAUAUGGGUUAUCAGAUUGACAAACCCUUCCAAAUUAUAUUUCUUUAUAAAAUUAUUCUGUAAUGGUAAUAAAUUGAAUUCAAAUGUAUUUUAAUGUUUACAAAAUUAAUGCUGUGUAGAUGAAAAUGAAGUUUGAAACAAAAAAAAACUUUAAGUAUUAUUCUGCUUGAGGAGAGAGAUAUUAGGCUAUACAGAAAAUAUGUUAGCUACUGUGUAUAGUCCAUCCCAUUAUAAUGGUGAAGAGAGUUGAAAACCUGGUCCAUCCCAUGAGGUGAAAAGAAGUGAGGACUUCGUCCAUUCCAUAAGGUGAAGAGAGAUGAGAACUUGAGUCAUUUGAUUUGUGCAGCUAUGCAAUAGAGUUAAGGUGACUUAGGAGGAUAUGGGAGAGUAGCGCAGUAAGUGUAAAAUGACUUUGUUUGGCUCUGCUGAGUCAUAGAUUUGGAUGAAAGUCGUUUUCAUGCUUUUCUUCCUGAUCAUAUCUUCAUGUAACAGAGUGUAUUUUUUCCCUAUGAACUACACACUUUUUUCCCUACAGAGAAUUUGCUGCUCCCACCAUAAGAAAUGAUGCAGACUCUGGCUGUGUUGAUUGAUAUAUUGCAGAAAUAAAGUCUAGUAAUGUUCUUAAUGGUUUGGGAUAAUCCCACUGCCACAUUAAUUAUUAACUUUUUGAAGAAUGGAUGCAUCUGUGGAAGUACGUAUACAGCAGUAGACCUCAUUCUUCCGGGGGGGAUUCCAAGAUGCAGCAUGUCUUAUUUCUGCAAUCUUCAAUAUGUUGCUGACUGAGCUUAAUCCUAGCAAGGCUGUUGGAGAUACAACAGCACUCUUCGCUCUGCAAUGUUGUAUGACCCUUUUGGGUUUAGCACUUAGUCUGAUUACAGUGACACUUCUUUUUUUUAAGUAUUCAAUGCUGCAAAUCCUAUGGGCUCUGGGGAAGAACCUGACCAGGACCCCAUGUUUGGUUUAUCUGUUAUUGCGACAAAUAUGGAUAAAGUCACUCUUACUGGUGGGUUUUUUGUAGACCUUCAGUUGGGUGUAUAGUCAUUUUUGAGUAACAAACGGAUUAGUCUCUCCCCUUGAUGCUCUACUAAAAGAUGGAAAUAUGUUCAGAUUCAAGGUCUACAGAGGACCCAUCAAUAAGGAUGACCUAAUCCCAUAUUUUACAAACUGUGAUAGAAAAAUCAGGUGUGGGGUUCUGACUUGGUUCUUCUGUGGAGCUUUGGAGAAGUACUGCUACAUUGACAGCUUUGCUGCACUUUAAUUCCCCAGCAUUUUAUUGCAGAUUGUAGACAUGAGGCAAAAUAUGACCUGGAAUCCCUGAGAACACAGGUCACCAGGCAUUUAGCUCUUUUCAUUGCUAACUACUACUAGAGUUACACCCAUUCUCCACUAAAUUAAAACUGCUGUGUGUGGUAUCAUCUAAAACAUUAAGAACAUCACAAGACCCUGUAUCCACAAAACAUCUAACAGCACAGAUAACAUCUACAUCAUUCCUUGUGUUGGGUGCAGCAGAUUCUACAUGAGGAAGCUUCUCAUUAUCUUAACACAUAACUAGAACAUAUAUACAUGUGUAUAACACAAUGCCUAUUAUGCACAACUUUUGGGAUAAAACCCAUCUCUUCAAGACAGGGUCAGAAUAUGCAUGGAAGAUGCCUCCAACUAUCUGAACUUACGACUGUAGAGAAAAAUCAUGGUGCUUUCACACUUACCUACCUUCUACAUCACCUGACCACGCCCAAACAGCAGCUCAAGUUGGAUGACCAGGUUCUCACCUCCACUCUUUGCCUGAUAUUUUAUCUGUGUAAUUGAAUAAAGUUCUUAAUUAGUGAAGCAUUGUAAUGUAAAGGUUUAUGCCGUUUCGUGUCAUUACCUCGGAAAAGUUAUGGUAAUUAAUGAAGGUGAUGUAGUAGUUAAAGUUUGCCAUUAUUCAGUUCAAAGACCUAGUCACUUAUGAGCCAUCUUUACAUUUUAAAUUAAGUCAUUAUUCAAGGAGAGAAUAGCUAGUUACACUUUAUCUGUGAUUCCAAGAGAAACAUCGUAACAUAUCUGAGUCAUGACACUGUAAUAACAUGAUUGUAAACAACUCACAGAGCAGAAAGGUUUCAACCCCAUGGCAAGUCAAUCAUAAAUCUAGCAGGUCAGUAUUCAGUGGUGGCACCAAUGGAGGAGAACUGGUGCUGAAGCCCCCUCAUAAUCGUUACUAUCCCCACUAAAUAAUAAUGCAGCUUCAAAAAACAUCCUCUAGCUUUCCCCCUCCCUCCCUUUCCAAUCAGAUUGCCACCACAAAGCUCCCUCUGUACAGGCAUUUUGGAGCUGCCCCUGUCAGUACUUUUAUCACUGUACUAUACUGGCCGAAUAAGAUACAUCCAACUAGGUAUAUUUCUGUACACUAGUUUUAGGACUGGCUUGACAUGAGUUUGAAUCCUGUUCUAUUAGAAUUUUAGUGUUUCUUACCAAAGCUUCAUUUCCCUUUCUAGCACAUUGGCUCUCUGUCAAGGUAGGUAGGGUUAUCCAAAGAGAACAAAAUAUUCACCAUCAUUCAUUCAUUCAGUUUUCUUGCCAAAAAUGUAAACAUUACAAUUCAAAUGAUCCUCUGACCUGCAACAUCCUCACCCCUCUUCAAAGUGCAGGCACUAUACUUCCCACCUCUUGAACUUAAAUUUGGUUUACCAGUUCCUCUAAAUGCUAUCAUAAUGUUAUAUUGCUCUCACACCAGCAGCCCAUCAAACUGCUCGUCUUCAUUUACCCCAAUCUAACACAUGCCUGCUGGAUUCUCAAGCCCCUACCACUUUAAACCUUUACAUCCUCCAACCCUUCCUGGGAUGACCCUUACACUUCUCCUAUCCACCCUGGAUUUAUACACCCUCUUAGUUGUCCUAAUAUGCUCCAUCCUCUCUCAAUACCCAAACCACCUCAACAACCCCUCCUUUGCCCUCUGAACCAUACCUUCCAUAACCACAUAUACUUCUCUUUUCUACACUCAAAACUUUUUACAUAAUAUUCAGACCACACAUUGCUCUCAAACAUGAAUAUAUGCCCAUAACAUUGCCACUGCCUCCAGCCUUCUUCUCACUACAAUAUUUAAAGCCCAUUCUUCAUCCAUAGAAAAGGAUUGAUACAACUAUACAUUGGUACAUUCUUCUUUUUUGCCUACAUAGAUGAAUUUCUUUAUUCCCACAGAUUCUUCAGCACUUCACUUGCCCAUUUUCAUCUGUUCUGUUAUUCACCUUAUCUUUCAGGCCCAAAUAGCAACAUGUCCACUCCCAAUUAUCUAAAUACUUUCACUUCUUCUCCUUCCCAUCUGAUGUCCAAUCUUACAUUGCCUAGACUUAUUGUUACCCUCACCGCCUUGUCUUUUGUAUGUUGUCCUUUACUUUCCUUCUUUCACACAGUCUUCCACCAAAUUUUAUUUCUUCUCUUCAGAAUCUCCCAAAAGAACCAUAUCAUCGGCAAACUGCAACUGUAACAAUUCACUUCAUAUCAGAUUCAUUACCUUUUAAUCUAUUACUUCUCCCCAGCACAUCAUUAACCUUUAUGAUUCCAACUAUAAACAUUAGACAACCAAUUUGAAAUCCCACUUCCCUAUCUAAAGACUACUUUCAUUUGAAAAUGAUCGCCUUCUCUUGCAUACCUUAUCCUAAGCCUCAUUCUUUGCAUAAAGACAUUUUACUGCUUUAAUAACGUGCUAUCUAUUCUAUACAUCUGCCACAUUACAUCCUAAUCCACAUUAUCAUAUGCUUUUUUUUUUAAAUCCAUAAAUGUGACAAACAAUAUUUUAUUCCUAUUUAAGGAUUGUUCCCAUAGCUUCAAUGUAAACACUUGAUCAACACAUCCUCAAUCCUUCUUGCUUCUCCCUGUUUCUUACUCCUAACUCUUUCAUUAAUAAUCCUGGUACCCUCAACAGAUUUAUUCCUCUGUAAUUCUUACUUGCUCUUUUAUCCCCUUUUUCAUUAUACAAAGGAGCUCUGCAUGCUUAAUUUGUAAAAAAAAUAUCAAUAAAAUGUAUUAAUAUUA